Molecule: messenger RNA, 1639 nt
Organism: Myxozyma melibiosi
Lineage: Eukaryota; Fungi; Ascomycota; Lipomycetes; Lipomycetales; Lipomycetaceae
Product: mitochondrial ribosomal protein MRP51
Exons: 1
Coding region: 418-1560 (380 amino acids)
Biological process (GO): mitochondrial translational initiation
Cellular component (GO): mitochondrial small ribosomal subunit
Molecular function (GO): structural constituent of ribosome
Source: RefSeq, a predicted model, not a curated record
AUUAAAGAAGCUCACGCGAAGGCCAGUUGAGGGUGGUUAUACUAUUAUACAAUAACGAUUAUAAUACAAUAACAAUAACAAUAACAAUACAAUACAACUACAAUUAUUAUUACUACACAACAACAUACAGCAACACCUUCUACUCUUCACCGCAUCCCAUCCGAACAGUAAACAAAAUAAAGAAUGCUUACGUAUCGCUUAAGCUGAUACCACAAACCCUUUCCCAACACCUUUUCUUUUUAUAGCCGCGACAGAACCUUCUUUGCUCGGCUCCAAUUUGCGUCCUAAUCACUGACUAAGCGUGGGAUAGGGUGCUCUACUAUCAUGGGGCACAGAAACCGGACCUCUUCUCUCUCGAAAACUGCACGAGAAAAAAUCCCGAGGAUUCAAUCACCAGGCAGCUGAGAACACCCACAGAUGAGCGCCCAGUCAUUCGAAUCAGUGUUCCGCCACUCGCGGCUUGCGUCGCUUCCCUCGCCGCUGCCGUACUAUCGGUAUGGCCGGCACCCGAUCCAGCAGGUCAUCACCUCGCCGACGCACUCGCAGAAGCGCGGUGACUUUGGACUCAAGUCGCCGCUGCCCAAGUUGCCCGGCAAGGACGAGCAGCUCAAGCAUAUCGUCAUCUCCAGUAUUGAUACGCCGGAGGGGUUCACGGAUUUCUACUCUGGUGCGUCCUAUUACCGCACACUGUCAAAGAUUGAGGAACUCGGCGUGCCCGUGACGGUCCUCGUCUCGCGCGCGGAGGAAAAGCCUGCGAAUCCAUCGGCAGUGACGAGAGCGAUCAAGUCUGAGAUCAGAUCGAUGAUCCAGUCCGACUCGCAGCCUACCUUUGCAGCCAGAGCGAAACAGCGUGGCCGAGUGCCCUCGCUCGACGAGCUCAGAAAAGACAAGAUCCUCGCCAGCUCCGUCUCGGAAACCGAGGCCUCGGCCUCGUCCGGUCCUCUGGCCUCAAUGAGCCUCCUGCCUAAGCAAUUCACCCGCCACUCGCUCUACUGCGAGCCCGAGUUCAGCAACGCCCAACCGCUUACCUUCGCGCCAAAGCCGUACGUACCCCACCCCGUCCUCGACCGCCGCACCGUCGCCGGCAACGGCGGUCUUUCCUACGCGCUCUCCAACCGCGCCGUGCGCAACCCGCUCGGCGAGACAAAGUACCGCAUGCUGCACCCCGGCCGCGACCUCAGCCACGGCCGCGUGACGGUCGCGGGCAUCGUCGCAAAGCACACGAACCUCGUCACCGUCGCGCGGCAGUCGGUCAAAGACAGAUUCACGCCGUCGCUCUACAACAUCGAGCAGCUCUCCGUGUACGGCUCCGGCGACGUCAACAUGCGCGUCGAGUCGCCGUUCGUGCCUGUCAGUUCGAGAAACUCGAAACUCGUGAAUUCCAGAUACGCGACCGCUCCCGGCCAGCGUCCUCAGGGUCUCCGACCUAGGUCGACUCUCAAUGCUCAAUAUGCUUACAAUCGCCAGCAACGCGCUCCGCCUGCUCAGCAAGGCCAGACCCCUAGAUCAUCGGGUAUAACAAAUGUGCUUGACGGAUUCAUGAACGGAUUUAAAGAAUAACUGGUUAAUGACUUUUUCCUGUGUAUAUACUUGAUUCAUGUAGUAGUUCUUAAUCUAUAACUUUACACUAUCCUCCUUA